UCGAGCUUCAGCAUCAGAUAAGUGAGAGAAUGCCAUCACAAUCUCACAGUCUCACACGGCCACACGGGUUCAUUGUCGAGCAGUCACCUCCGUCGCACGGUCACCUCCGUCGAGCAGUCACCUCUGUCGCGCAGUCACCCCCUUCGACCAGCCAUCACUUGGCGUCGCUGUCUCCCGCUCUCCCUAUUGCAUGUUCUGUUGAAGCCUUGAGGGUGCCUUCGAGCUUCCAGAGUUCCAGGGGAAUUAAUAGAAUGAAAAAACAUUUAGAUCAAGGUGGUGGUGGUGGUGGUAGUAGUACAUUUUAUGCUGCACCACUUGCUUUUUCCGGUCCAAAUAGUGGAAAUGAAGGUGACGAUAUCAAUGACGCAAAUCUACAGCAAGUUAUGGAGGAUUUUGAUGAUUGAUGACAAACUUGGAUGAUUUUGAUAUUGCUAUGUUAUGUUUGAUUGGUUGUUUUAUUUUUUGACUUUUGAAUUUGUAUUUGAAUGAGAUUAUAAUA
Molecule: messenger RNA, 499 nt
Organism: Arachis stenosperma
Lineage: Eukaryota; Viridiplantae; Streptophyta; Magnoliopsida; Fabales; Fabaceae
Exons: 2
Coding region: 30-404 (124 amino acids)
Source: RefSeq, a predicted model, not a curated record